This is a messenger RNA of Cuscuta epithymum, 892 nucleotides long. NCBI's taxonomy places the organism in Eukaryota, Viridiplantae, Streptophyta, Magnoliopsida, Solanales, Convolvulaceae. The record is from the annotation of a GenBank genome assembly.
AAUUACUUAAAGUUGUUCUUAGAUAUAAAGAACAUUUUCCUGCUUUUUUAAAAGAACAUGAUAACUAUAUUAUAAACGCGGCUGAGAUCGACACUUGCGAAAAAAUUUGUAAUGUUUUGAUAUAUUUUUUUAAUGCUACUGAAACUUUUAGUCAUGUUUAUAAACCUACCGCAAACCAAUUUAUUCCACAAGCUGUUAAUCUCGCCGAUGCUUUUAAAGAAUUUCAUAAUGCCGUUUUCGUUCAUUAUUUUUGUGAUCAUAUGAAGGAAAAGUUUUUAAAAUAUUAUGUGCAUAUUCCCCAUAUUUAUGGUAUUGCAUUUAUUCUCGAUCCUCGGUAUAGACUUGCUAAUUUGGAAGAUUGUUUCAACUUCUAUUAUCUUGCGUUUUUCGGUGAAUUUCCAAUGUAUGACGAUAACCCCAUAGAUCCGAAAACGGAAUACAACGAGGUUAGUACUUUAUUCUAUGCCUUAUUUAAUGAGUUUCGUGCACAAUAUAGCAACGCUCCCCCUCCCCCGUCACGAACAUCUUCAUCUAAAGGAAAAUCGAUUUUUAAAUCUGCAUUUGGCAAUCUUAUGAAAAAAACUAAAACAACUCACGUCACUGAACAAAGCGCAUUGAAUGAGAUAAUGAUGUAUUUAAGAAAAUGAUGACUUUGACGUUCUAGACUGGUGGAAGUCAAAAGAAAGAACGUUCCCGAUUUUAGCACGGAUGGCUAAGCAAGUACUAUCAAUGCCGGUUUCAACAGUUGCUGUGGAACAAGAAUUUAGUUCGGCCGGCAACGUCCUAACGGCAUCUAGAUCGAGAUUGAGCGCGGAGUCUCUUGAGACGCUUAUAUGCUACCACGAUUGGUUGAAGGCCGCACGUAGAACUCAAGAAUUGAGCAUCACCCCCC